UCCAUCUUUGGUAAAACAUCUUAGUAGUCUCAACCCCUCUUUCUUUCUCUCUCUGUUUCUUUGCUUGCUUUAUAUUUCUUUCUUAGCUUUGGCUAUUUUAGCUUGGAAAAGGGAGAGAGAAGAAAUCUUGAAGGAAUGGGCAGUAUUAAUGGAUUUAUGGGACAUGACAUGUUGCCACCCUUCACUGGAGGCUGGCAGAUUGAUAUGGGACCUUUAGUUGUAGAAAAAUCGGAGGGUUCCUAUGUCUACGACAUAAAUGGGAAGAAGUAUCUUGAUACUUUAUCUGGCUUGUGGUGCAACCCCUUAGGGGGAAGUGAGCCUCGUCUUAUUGAAGCUGCAAAUAAACAACUCAACACAUUGCCCUUUUACCAUUCAUUUUGGAAUCGUACCACAAAACCUUCUUUGGAUCUAUCAAAGGAACUCCUAGACUUGUUUACUGCCAACAAAAUGGCGAAAGUUACUUUCACAAAUAGCGGAUCAGAAGCCAAUGAUACUCAGGUGAAGCUGGUAUGGUAUUACAACAAUGCCCUUGGGAGGCCAAAGAAAAAGAAAUUUAUUGCUCAAAAGAAAGCAUACCAUGGGUCCACUUACAUUUCUGCCGGUCUCUCUGGGAUUCCUGCACUACAUUAUCAAUUUGAUUUGCCACCUCCUUUUAUUCUGCACACUGAUUGCCCUCACUAUUGGCGCUAUCACUUGCCAGGUGAGACGGAAGAGGAGUUCGCCACUAGGUUGGCAAAUAAUUUGGAAUGUCUAAUACUCAAAGAGGGGCCUGAAACAGUAGCUGCUUUCAUUGCUGAACCAGUCAUGGGGGGAGGAGGUGUCAUAGUUCCUCCGGCAACCUAUUUUGAUAAGAUCCAAGCUGUACUCAAGAAGUAUGACAUUCUCUUCAUUGUGGAUGAGGUGGUAUGUGGAUUUGGAAGGCUUGGGACAAUGUUUGGCUGUGAUAAGUACAACAUUAAACCUGAUCUUGUCUCUUUAGCAAAGGCUCUUUCUUCUGGAUAUGUGCCAAUUGGUGCUGUUCUUAUAAGCCAGGAAAUUUCCAAUGUCAUAGUUUCUGAAAGCAAUAAAAUAGGUGUUUUCUGCCAUGGAUUUACUUAUUCCGGCCACCCUGUCGCGUGUGCGGUUGCGUUGGAAGCACUGAAGAUCUACAAGGAAAGAAAUGUUGUUGAGCUAGUGAACAAAAUAUCACCAAAGUUCCAAGAAGGUUUGAAAGCAUUUGCUGACAGUCCCAUAAUUGGGGAGAUAAGGGGAACUGGUUUGAUACUUUCCACAGAAUUUGUGGAUAACAAAAAUCCUAAUGAUCCUUUUCCUCCUCAAUGGCAGGUUGGUGCCUAUUUUGGAGCACAAUGUGCUAAGUAUGGGAUGUUAGUAAGUUCUUCUGGUGAUUACAUAAAUAUGGCUCCUCCAUUUACUUUGACUUUUGAAGAACUUGAUGAGUUAAUGAGCAUUUAUGGGAAAGCACUGAAAGAUACUGAAAAGAAAGUGGAAGAACUCAAGUCUCAGAAGAAGGAAAAGCUCGUGGCAAAAGCUUGAUGAAUCCAAAAAAGAAAAGAAAUAAAAAGAAUAAUGUAUCUAGUUUAAAUAAAAUGUCUGCCUGCCUCGCUUGUCUUGUCCCUGUUGGGGAUUGUUUACUUUUAAUAAAAGGUAGUUAGAUGCUCUAUCUAGUGGUAUAAAUUUGUGGAAAAAAAAAAAGACUUCGUUUCUUCUUUAAUUGUUGAUAUUUUGCUUGUAAUAAGUGAUUGCUUCUUGCAAUUUUAAUUUGCACUAGAAAUUUUCUAUUGAAGGA
Messenger RNA from Lycium barbarum (goji berry), 1786 nucleotides. Its product is annotated as vanillin aminotransferase. The transcript is spliced from 17 exons. Gene Ontology annotation, molecular function: pyridoxal phosphate binding; S-adenosyl-L-methionine:8-amino-7-oxononanoate transaminase activity. Gene Ontology annotation, biological process: biotin biosynthetic process. The coding region runs from base 136 to 1533 and encodes 465 amino acids. Lineage: Eukaryota; Viridiplantae; Streptophyta; Magnoliopsida; Solanales; Solanaceae. The record is from RefSeq and is a predicted model, not a curated record.